Molecule: messenger RNA, 2501 nt
Organism: Cuscuta campestris
Lineage: Eukaryota; Viridiplantae; Streptophyta; Magnoliopsida; Solanales; Convolvulaceae
Source: the annotation of a GenBank genome assembly
GAUACGCAUAUUCCCAACAUGCAGAGAUAUCAAAGUCAAGGUUCGAGUGGACAAAAGUGUUAGACCGCAUUGUGCGGAGUAAUCAGUGUGCUUGGUGUGACUACAUGGCCGAAGAUCUACAGCUUUUAUUAAUCAGCUUAUUAGCUUAUAGGGAGAGAGGGAUUGAGUGAGUGAUGGCUGAGGGAUUUGAGGCAUUUCAUGUCCCACAGCAAAGCAGAAGGGAUAAGCUUAGAGUCUUAGCUGCUCACAGCCACCACCACCACCACCAAGACGAUGGGUUUCCUCCUCCUCUCUACGACCCACCACCGCCGCCUCCUUCUCUCGUCCCUUCCGAGUUUCUAUCGUGCGCCGCCCUCCUCCACCACCACCAGCAACCGCUCGGGGUGGUCUCCGAUCACGACAAAACCGAUAAAGUCGCGAGCUUUGACACUAAUUUCCACGCCCCGAGUCUGUACAUGGAUCCCCAAUUACACCUGAAUCAAGAACUCAGUAGAAACCCUUUUCUUUUCGCACCCCAGAACCUCCGGUUUCUUGACGCCGAUUCUUUUCCCGGCGGCGGCGGCGGCGGGGAGGCAAUGUCAGUGGGAGGAGGGCCGGGAGGAUCCGGUCAAGGGUUAUCUUUGACCUUGUCAUCACAUCAUCACGCUCACCGAAGCAGCAGCAGCAGUAGCCAGCUGCCGCCCCUGGAGCUAAACCUGCAGAGAUAUGACGCCUCAAUGCAGCAGCAGCAGCAGCAGACCUUGGGUGUUUCUGCUGGCAUUCAUGGUGGGGGUGAUGGUGACUUAUCAAGGGGUUACUGUUCAUCAUCAGUGCCCUCUCCUGCAGGGGGUGGUGGCCCUUUCACGGGCUAUGCCUCUAUCCUUAAGGGCUCCAGCAGCAGAUUCUUGAGGCCUGCACAGCAGCUGCUGGAGGAGGUCUGUGAUGUGGUCAGGGGUACCCCUAUCUACCCCCCUGAUGGUGAUGAUGAUGAUGAUGCUGUUGAUGAUGCUAAUGAUGAUGCCAGACUUGAAUCUUCUGCUCAUGAUUCUGCAGCUGCUCUAAUGGAACCCCCUCCCACUCUGCACCACCUUGAUGAUUCCCAAGGUGUUGUUAAUGAUGGCGCCGGCGAGCUCAAGAGGAAGAAAUCCAGAUUAAUUUCAAUACUUGAUGAGGUGUACAGGAGGUAUAGGCAGUAUUACCAACAGCUGCAAGCCGUAAUUGCCUCUUUUGAGUCGGUUGCCGGAUUGAACAACGCGGCUCCGUUUGCAAACUUGGCACUGAAAGCCAUGUCCAAGCAUUUCAGGUGCCUGAAAGACGCCAUCACUGAACAGCUUCAAUUUGCAGCCAAAUCACAGCAAGGCCACAUGAACAAUUUUGAGGUGGAAGCUUCCCCGACCGCGGAUAACCUCGGGAAAGGUUUUUAUAACUUCCAGAGCGCAAUGGCUCGUAAUAUGGGCUUAAUGGAGCACCCGCCUGUUUGGCGUCCCCAAAGGGGGUUGCCCGAACGCGCAGUGACCGUUCUUAGGGCUUGGUUGUUUGAUCAUUUUCUGCACCCCUAUCCCACAGAUACAGACAAGCUAAUGUUGGCUAAACAGACGGGCCUCUCGAGAAAUCAGGUCUCGAAUUGGUUCAUCAACGCGAGGGUGAGGCUCUGGAAGCCAAUGGUGGAAGAGAUACACAAUCUCGAAACGCGGCAAGCACAAAAGAACUCCCAAAAGAAGGAACAAAGUCACAAGAACCAAAGCGAGCAUUCUUCCAUGAGGAACAACACCGCGGUGCCGUGCGAAGACGCGAACGGCUCGGCAAUGCACCAUCAUCAAGUGCAAGACCAUCACCACCACCAACAACAGACUCUGUUAUCGUCAAAGCGGACGCGGGACGAAGCCGACGGCGACAACAAUUCCAUGGGGGGAAGAGGCGACGGGGCCCACGAGGCGGCGGCGAUGGAGAUGUCGGCGUCCUCGUAUGGCGGGAACAUGUCUCGGCUUGGGUUCGGGCCCACCACGGCCGGCGGCGUCUCGUUGACGUUGGGCCUCCAUCAAAACAACGAGCUCGGUUUGUCGGGCCCGGCGGACUCUUCGUUCCCUGCGAAUGCAGCCCAGCGGUUCGGUCUGGACGCAACGAGUAGCCAAGGGUUUGUAGUGUCUGGUUUUGAUGCACAUAGUUCUCAGUACGGGAGAGGCAUGAUUGGGUGAUUUGUUUGGGUCAGGCAACUAAAUUUAGAGGGGGUUUAUGAAUGAACUGAGAUCAUAUACAGUAGAGAGUCAGUAGUACUCAUGUGAUGAAUGAGUGAAUGAAAUACCCAACCUACCCCUCUUCUCCCUCCUCCUAUGUCGAUUCAUAAUGAUUGAUUUGCUUGUAUUGAAUGAAUGAUGUAUCGUUGCAGUGGGUAUACAGUUUUUUUAAGGGUGUUCUUGGAACUUGCUCUUGCUGUAGGAAUGUACUGUAAUAUCGAAUAAUGAAAUUAUGUGCACGCAUUUUUUUGGGGGAUUAGGCCUACAAAAUUAAUAGGAUAUGCUAGG